GCCCAAACGAAGGAAGGAGAAGAGUCGGUCCGAACUUUGAAGAAUCCAACAAAGCUUUUCGGAUUCUCGAUUGACGGAGGCGUCUAAAGACUAACGUAACGCGUGCGCUUCCGUGUCUGAACUGCUCUCAAUCAAAGUCAAAAUAUAUGGAUUAAGAACAUUUAGAGCUAAAAUGCGCCGGAGGAUCGUUGUUCCCAACGAGAAGCUAUUUCCUCUUUAUCUUACAUUUCCUCGUGUCAAGUCUUCCGAGUUCCGAGUCUCCAUCCAUCACCAGCUCUGUCAAUCUAUCUUCCCCAACAUCGUCUACUCUUCAGCUCUCUUUCAAUCAAGUUCAGAAACCCUAUUUUCGUUGAUUUUCCGCGGGCGAGACCAUUUAUCUCUUUGAUUGAGGAGUGGCAACUGUUUUUCUACAAAAACUCGGGUUCGAAAUGGUUCAGAUAAGAGAAUUCCUAGUCGGAUUGUCAUGCCUAUGUCGUUGGAUGAGUAUCAGAUAGCUCAAAUGUACAUGGUCAUGAAGAUGCAGCAACAGAAUACAACGAGUAAUGAAGGGGUGGAGGUUUUGGAGAACAGACCUUUUGAAGACGAGGUAUUGGGAAAGGGGCAAUACACAUCAAAAUUUUAUCACUUGCAGAGCAAGGCUCCUGCUUGGCUCACAACUUUUGCACCGUCUGAUGCUCUCCUCAUGCAAGAGGAAGCUUGGAAUGCAUACCCAAGAUGCAAAACAGUUAUCAAGUGCCCUUACUUUACCAGGUUCUCUUUAACCAUUGAAACUGUUCAUAAAGCUGAUAACGGGUGCUCAGAGAAUGUGCAUGGUUUAAGCAAGGAUCUAUUGGCAGCAAGGCAAGUGGAAAUUAUUGAUAUAGCUUCUGCUGCAAGGGACUAUUGGAGUUAUGUUGUUGGGUCCAAUAACAUGGACUUUACCAAAUUCAGAUCACUGAAAACAGGCCGUGGGCCUCUUCUGGAGGGAUGGCAGGAUAGGUGUGAUCCAGUUAUGACGGCGUACAAGUUGGUGACAAUAGAUGCCCCAUACUGGGGAUUUGGCUAUCGCCUGGAACAAACUUUCCUUGCAGGUGAAAGAGCACUUUUCCUGGAAAGCCAUGCCAAUUGCUUUGCUUGGAUUGAUGAGUGGUUUGGGAUGACCAUGGAACAGAUACGUGAGCUCGAGCGACAAAGUGAUUUUUCACUAAAUAAGAAACUUGGCAAAGAACUUUUGGUUGCUAGUGACGAAGAGCUUGAGGAGAGAGGCUCAAUUGAAAGCAAGUGGUCUGUCAGGCAGUCAAACAGGCUAUAAACAAUUACAGUUGGGGAUCCCUACUUCAAACUGAAACUGAUGACCCAGCACAGACCCAUCAUUGCUUCCUUAAUAUCUGAAAUGAUAUUUAUUAUAUGGUCAGGCAUCCGGAGGUGCAAAUGUGAUUAAUAGAGGAAGUAUUAAAUAGAUGGCUGUGGUCUAGGGAUAAAAACCAGGCCUGAUUUGUAAUCUCCUAACUAGUCAAUUUAUCAGUGGUUUCAGAGUUUAGUAAUUUGUAAAUGAAGAGAUUUUGUACAACAUAUACAAGAUUACAAGUUACAUUAUUUAUUUAGACUUA
Nelumbo nucifera (sacred lotus) is the source of this 1589-nucleotide messenger RNA. Lineage: Eukaryota; Viridiplantae; Streptophyta; Magnoliopsida; Proteales; Nelumbonaceae. The record is from RefSeq and is a predicted model, not a curated record.